CCCUCUAUAAAUACAGUUUCAUUUAAGAAUCAUUUUCGUUUCCUGCUUUGUUGAUGAUGAUGAUGAGACUUUCUGUAUGUCAUAUGGUUGGUUGCGGUCAUAUAAACCCAUCAUUGAGUCGGACACAUCGGCAGGUGCCUCUCCUUCAAGUGUUAGAAUCUGUAUGGACUAAUUUCAUUAAGAAUAUAACACAACAAUGAUUUCAUGGGGAGAGGAUAGUCGUAAUGGCUUUGGUUUAGUGAAGCCGAAUGGUUUAGAUACGACCAAAACGGAUAUUAGUUGCGUUAAUUUGAUACACCUUAAAUCUAAAAUUCAGGGUCUGUCCGCAGGUAACAGUGUGGUCGCGUUUAUCAGAAAUAAUGGGAGACUAGUGUCUGUCGCACGGAUUCAAGAGGACCAAGAUGGGAGAAGAAUCACAGGGAAACUGAAGAGUGUGACGUGUAAGGAGACGAUUCGGGCUCUGAGUUGUGGAGAUUCUCAUGCUGUUUUGCUGUCUGAAGAGGGCCGGGUUCUUUGCUUGGACAAGGCCAAUAUUCUCAGACCAUUGGAUAACCUAUGUAAGCGACAGGUAACUCAGGUUGCAUGUGGAGACCAGCAUUCAAUUUCACUAACACAGGAUGGUCAGGUGUUCACAUGGGGUCAGAACACCAGCGGUCAGCUGGGUUUGGGGUGGGGCGAGCCCAGCGCCAUGUCCCCCAAGCCCCUGAAGUCUCUAUCAGGGAUCCCCCUGGUUCAGAUCACUGCAGGGGGAGACCACAGCUUCGCUCUGUCCCUUUCUGGAGCUGUGUUCGGCUGGGGCAAGAACACCGCCGGGCAGCUGGGACUAGGGGACACAACAAACAGACAUGCCCCAGCUCCUGUUGAUUGCCUGAAUCUGAAGAAGACUGUUUUGAUUUCAUGUGGAGGAGAACAUACUGCCGUUCUGACAAAGGGAGGUGUGGUUUUCACAUUUGGCUCAGGCCGCUAUGGACAGCUUGGACACAAUUCUCUCCGAGAUGAACUACAACCUCGAGUGGUGGGGCAACUCUGGGGGUCAAAGGUGACCCAGAUAGCCUGUGGAAGACACCACACAUUAGCAUUUGUGGGGCCCUCAAAUAAGAUCUACUCAUUUGGGCACGGAGAGCAAGGGCAGCUGGGAAAUGGAGUAAAGAUUGAUGAGUCUGUGCCCCUUCCAGUACAACUGCCAGACCAGAUUGAUGAACAGAAAAUUGAACACAUUUUUGCUGGAGGAAACCAUUCCUUUGCAUUGUGCACUCAUGGUCAGGAGUCUGAAGAAAGGUCUAACAAUCUCAGGUCAAGUGUGGGCAAAGUGACACAACAAGCUAUAGAUGAAGAAAUCAUUGACAAAUGGAUCUCGGAAUGUGAUUCAAAGUCUUGGAAAAAAGGACAGAAGGAAAUCACAAAAAUGUUUUCUUCUGCAUCAUGUUUAAAUGGGAGCUUUCUUGAUAAAAGUUGUGACAAACAUUACCAAACCUCACCAAAACAGUCUGGCCUGGAUUUUUCACUCGUCCGAGGCGCAUUCCGGAAGCUCAUGGCGGCGCCUGCUCCGUUCUUUGAGCUGAGGCUGAAUAGAGCAUCACUCAUCAAAGACACUUUCCAUCAACUGAGUGUAGCAUGUCCCAGUACCUUCAAGAGGUUCCUUGUGGUGUAUUUCGACGAGGAUGCGAAGCUGACAAAUGUCUACAAAAGGGACUUCUUCCUCCAUUUGUUUAAAAAGCUGUUGGUCCCUGAGUUUGGGAUGUUCAUGUACAACGACACCGAGACGCUGGCCUGGUUCCCUGCAAUGCCUAGAGUGGAGGAGAAGCGUUAUUUCCUGUUUGGAGUUCUGUGUGGGAUGGCCCUGUACAACAACAACAUGGUGCACCUCCCCUUCCCCAUGGCCUUCUUCAAGAAGCUGGUGAACAUCAAGCCCUCUUUAGAGGACCUGAGAGAGUUUAGCCCCAUUGAAGCAGGGAGUUUGCAGUACAUCUUGGAUUACCCUGAUGAUGAUGUUGAAAACAUGGACAUGACUUUCUCAGUGAUGUGGGGUGAUGUAGCGGUGGAACUUGAUCCCAAAGAAACUGGAAAACUUGUCACAAGUGCUAAUAAGAAGGAGUUUGUUGACACCUAUGUGAACUACAUCUUCAACCAGUCAGUAGAGGUGGUGUUUGAAGAAUUCAGGAAAGGCUUCUUCAAGGUGUGUGACAUGGACGUGGUAGAGUUAUUCCAGCCAGAGGAACUGAGGGGAGUGAUGGUAGGGAAGGAGAUUUUCGACUGGGAGACGCUGAAACAGAACACUGUGUAUGAAGGAGAGUACCAUGCUGGGCAUCCCAACAUCGUCACAUUCUGGGAGGUGUUUGAGGAACUGACAGAGGAUCAAAAGAAAGCAUUCCUGUUGUUCCUGACUGGCUGUGAUCGUGUGCCCAUCCUGGGUAUGAACCAGAUCAGGAUGCGGGUCCAACCCCUUCUCAACUCCUCCCAACAGCAUUUCCCAGAGGCGCUGACCUGUCACUCUCUGUUGCAGCUGCCCAUCUACCCCUCCAAAGAGAUACUACAGAGCAGGCUUAUAGAGGCUGUUGGCCACAACAGAGGCUUCUGGAAUGAAUAAUGGGUGUAUAAUGUUGCUGCUGUAUAUACUCCUCUCCUGUGUUCAUCUUUUCAUUGUUCCAUAGUUGGGUUUAAGAUUUGGAUUGAUUUAAUGUAGGGUUGUAUUUCAAAUCCUAACUUGAGAUCUGUGCGGUACUAUGACAUUAUCAUAUUGCAUUCACCAAAUUUUAUUAAAACAUUUAUAAAU
Salvelinus fontinalis (brook trout) is the source of this 2773-nucleotide messenger RNA. Its product is annotated as probable E3 ubiquitin-protein ligase HERC3. The record is from RefSeq and is a predicted model, not a curated record. Gene Ontology annotation, biological process: protein ubiquitination; ubiquitin-dependent protein catabolic process. NCBI's taxonomy places the organism in Eukaryota, Metazoa, Chordata, Actinopteri, Salmoniformes, Salmonidae. Gene Ontology annotation, molecular function: ubiquitin protein ligase activity. The transcript has 18 exons. The coding region runs from base 197 to 2587 and encodes 796 amino acids.